AUGUCUACUUCCAGCCCACUCAUCCCCGGCAUCUCAAACGAUCAGCUUCAGGGCAUAAUGGCUCUGUUUCAAGGCAUACUAAGAACUGAAAUGGCCAUAUUUAGAGCUGAAAUAAGAACCGAAAUAAGAACUAAAAUGAAUCAACUACGCAAUAAGUUUCGUCAGCAAGCCACUCAGCCAGUCACUCAGCCAGUCACUCAGUCAGCCACUCAGCCAGCUACUCAGCCAGUCACUCAGUCAACCACUCAGCCAAAGCACCCAGUUGAACAAGAGGAGGAACCACUACAGGCAAUUGCGGAGAACACUGCGGAGAAACCAAGCGGCAACAAGGCCACCACCAUCAAGAACACGGCCCAGCUCUCCAAGAUCCCACGUCAUAUGCUCUCCACGAUCCCACGUCAAAUCGCCUCGCAACUCAACCAUACGGAGAACACCACUACGAUUUGGCCUACUGUCUCCACAUGCCUGGGCAAUAUCAUAUUGUGGUACAUCACUGCAAUAAGCACACAAGAGAAGGAUCUACUACGUCGAUCACAGCCAAUUGGGCCUCUGCAGGAGGACAUGGGACGAUGCAUAUUUGGACGAAUUGAAACCGUCUGA
Letharia lupina is the source of this 600-nucleotide messenger RNA. RefSeq lists its product as uncharacterized. Lineage: Eukaryota; Fungi; Ascomycota; Lecanoromycetes; Lecanorales; Parmeliaceae. The transcript has a single exon. Bases 1 to 600 code for a protein of 199 amino acids. The record is from RefSeq and is a predicted model, not a curated record.